AUGGACAAAGUGGAAAUCUGGGUGCAGACACAGAUGGGUGAAGUGGAGGAAGUCCGGCUGCCGUUACAUUGCACAUUACUCUUCGACGGAAAUCACCGCUUUAAGGAUUAUGAAGCCUGCUGGGAUGAACUGCUUAAUAAAAAGCCAUUUCUCAUAACCAGUGAAGACAUUUACAUUGGCCCACAAGGAGCGGCAGCAGCAGUAACCCUCCCUGAUGAAUUAAAAGACUGGUUUCAAGUGCAAAACUCUGUGCCGCAUAUCACUCUUUUGAUUGCUCAGGGACAUGAAUCUCAUGAGUUGGGGCCUAUGAUAAAGCAGGCUCUGCAGGUGAAAGGAGCCACAGCGGACCGAGACGCAGAGAUUCCUGACCAUCUGCUGACCAUACGGCCAGGCGACCAGGUGUACUUGAAAGUGAUUAAGAGAAGGUGGGACCAACCUAGAAGGGAAGGCCCGUACACAGUUAUCCUAGCAACUCCAACAGCUGUUAAAGUUGCAGGUAAGGGGGCAUGGUUUCAUUUGUCCUCCUGCACCAAGGCACCUCAGCCUGAGCCAGGAGCGUCACAAAAAACAGAGGACAGAGGAGGGGCAGGCCAAGCCGCCCCACGGGUGACGUCGCAGCCGCACGAAGGGGACGGUGCCACCUCCCCACAGGGAAUCAGGAGAUCUCAGAGACUGGCAGCGAGGCACAGCUGUAGUGAUUCAACCACAGGGGACCCCUCCCGACCACCAGGAGCACUGUGUAGUGAAGAGGGGGGGCUCUACCAGCUGAAAGUUAACUGGUCCAGACAGAAGCCUAGUUAA
Messenger RNA from Oreochromis niloticus (Nile tilapia), 801 nucleotides. RefSeq lists its product as uncharacterized. The record is from RefSeq and is a predicted model, not a curated record. Bases 1 to 801 code for a protein of 266 amino acids. NCBI's taxonomy places the organism in Eukaryota, Metazoa, Chordata, Actinopteri, Cichliformes, Cichlidae. The transcript is spliced from 2 exons.